Nematostella vectensis (starlet sea anemone) is the source of this 4173-nucleotide messenger RNA. Its product is annotated as tyrosine-protein kinase Mer. Gene Ontology annotation, cellular component: signaling receptor complex. NCBI's taxonomy places the organism in Eukaryota, Metazoa, Cnidaria, Anthozoa, Actiniaria, Edwardsiidae. Gene Ontology annotation, molecular function: protein binding; transmembrane receptor protein tyrosine kinase activity; ATP binding. The transcript has 22 exons. Gene Ontology annotation, biological process: positive regulation of kinase activity; cell surface receptor protein tyrosine kinase signaling pathway; protein phosphorylation. The record is from RefSeq and is a predicted model, not a curated record. The coding region runs from base 413 to 3493 and encodes 1026 amino acids.
UAAAGCAUUGAAAACCGCAGUACGUGUAAUAGGGCGAAUCAAACAUUUUCCCUCAGCCCUUGAGAGCUCGAGUUACGAGAUUCCAUUGCGUUCUUUGACCAUUUUCUUCUUCCAAACAUCGUGCGUCGUCAUUGUGUAAUAAGUUGACAUUCCCGCUCUUGUCAUGCAAACAUUUUGCCAUUUGGUAUAUGGUGACCUCGGGAACCAUCAGCGGUAAACUUGCGGCCGGAAGUUCUACAUGAGUCAAUGUCACGCAAGUUCGUCAAGAAUGACGAAGAGUACACAAGGAGACAGCAAAAAUAACUGUGAUCAUUUCCGUAUCAGACCGUCAAGACCCUUUCUAUCGAGCCCGCAAAGAGACCCAGAUCUGUGAGAAGUGCAGAGCCCGUGAUCGUACAUUGUGUGUCAGGGUAUGGCUGGUGCGAGCUGCUAUGCUGGAGUCGUCUGGGUUGUCAUCCUUGCAGUGAGGAUAAGCGCAUCAGGUAGCGAAACAAUAACAUCGAAUUCAAGCUGUGUGCAAGUUUACCCUAACGUCUUGAAAAAUGAUUAUUUUUGUAACCGCUAUGUGGGGUACCCUAAGGGUUACUGCUCGCCCAUAGUCGGCAACGCGCAUGUCUAUGGCACCAAAGAGAGCCAGAGGCAAUCGGAGAAAGGCAUGCAAGUGUUUCAAUUCGGCAAGACGGUCAUGGAGGACAUCUACGGUCUAAUAGUUCGCGAGACGUGCAUGGAGGUGUUCAAUGCGUCCUAUUGUCGAUGGAGUUUUCCACGAUGCGACUACACAACAGGGAAGCUGAUGAAAAAGCCGAUUUGCUAUGAGACAUGCAAGUAUGGGAUGAAACAGUGCGACAAGGAAUUCGAGAUGGCCAGAAACUUCAACAAGAUAAACCAGGGCCAAUGGCCCUAUCAGUGGAAUAUUAUGGAAUGUGAUAACGGAAACUUCCCGAGACGUAACGGUGGGGAUAACCCGAGCUGUUACUACAUACCCGACUUGAUCACUGAAACAGAUAAAUUAUUAUCAUCAGACUGCUACUAUGGCGAGGGCGUCGGUUACCGUGGCAACAUAAGUGUUACGAAAUCGGGAAUCACGUGUCAGUCCUGGUCGUCCCAGUGCCCUCACCGCCACUAUCACAACUCGACCCAGUACCCAGAGCUUGUAAACGCAGCCAAUUUCUGCCGUAAUCCUGGUGGCAUGGGCCCGGACGGCCCGUGGUGCUACACGACCAACAUGUCAAUGCGUUGGGAAUACUGCGAUGUGCCCAAAUGUCCCCCGCCAGGUCCAACGAAACCACCUACGUCCACCAGAGCCUACGCGACCGGACCUAACAGUAUCUUAAUAGAGUGGAAACCAGUCCCCUUGCCUUUCGUCCACGGUACACCACAGGGAUACCGCAUUAUGAUCAAGGAGGUGACCGCUGACCGCUAUAUGAUAAGUAACACCACGGGCGCCGCCGUGUUACGAAUAGAGUUCCAAGGACUUAAGCCGCUUACGAACUACAGUCUCGUGGUUAUGGAGUUCAAUGAACACAGAGAUGGGACGCCGAGCUCGCCGGUCUACGUCAUGACCAUGCCGACAAAUUCCGUAAGAGUGCGGUUCAUCGUAACCCUUGGAAACAAGUUGUUCUCUGCUAAAUUACUAGAUCGCACGACACCAGAGUACAAAGCACUGGAGAAACAGGUCAAGGAAUCGGUGAUUGAGCUUUAUAAAGAAGCUGCCUCUGAACUGUACUACAUUCAUCAAAUUGAAGUAAUUAAAUUCACGAAUGGCAGCGUGAGAGCCCACUUUGACGUCACAGCCGGGUUUAACCAAUCACUGACUGACGCUGAGACUGUGUCGGAAGCUGUGGUGGGUGCCAUGGUAACGGUUCCGCGAAUUGGGGCCUUAUCUGUCAAUCAAACGCGGGUCACAGGACCACCUCCAGCACCUAGAAGAAUCCACGCCGCGAAAAUCGAGACAACCUCUCUUAGCGUGCGAUGGCAGGCACCGGUCCACUCCGAGACAUACACCAUCACCAACUAUACCGUGAUGUUCAAGAAAGCCACGUCAAGUCUUAACUACCUGUUGGCAGGAUCGGUGGACGAGGGGACGCGAGAGUUCCAGUUAAACGAUCUAGACCCUGAGACCGAGUACAAGAUACGAGUAGCCACACACAACCAACACGGGAAGACGAAUAGCGAGCCAAUCAGAGCCACGACUGAAGCUAAGCCCAACAUAGCCCUCAUCCUGGGCAUCGUGAUCCCAGUGGUUAUCCUCGUUGUCAUAGUCGUCGCGUUCUCCGUGUUGCUAAGGCGAUGGUGGAAAAAGAAAAGGAAACUGGAAGAUGCCUUUGCUCUCGAAAGGGCAAACCGUGAAGCCAUGGAGGACCAUUAUCAGAGCGCAAAUGACGUUCUCGCCUUACUUGGGCUGGAGGGAGCGGUGAAGGAAUGGUGGGAGAUACCACGCGGCGAUCUAACCAUUGACAAGGAGCUGGGUUCGGGUGCGUUUGGAGUCGUCAAGAAAGCUUCUCUAAAGAUCAGGGAAAAAUCGACAGAGAUAAAUGAGAAAGACGAAGGGAUAGGGGAGGAAAAAGAAAACGAGGAACCGGAGGAGGAAGGGAAAGUGCUGGAGAUUGUACAGUGCGCUGUCAAGAUGCUGAAAGAUAACCCCACGGAGAGGGAGUUGCGUGACCUGUGUAACGAGAUCGCCAUCAUGGCGCUAGUCGGCGAUCACCCGAACAUCGUCAGUCUGCUUGGGGCUUGCACUGUCAACGGUCCGUUGUGGCUGGUUGUCAAACUUGCUGAAAACGGCUGUUUCCUCGAUUACAUCAAAAUGCACCGGUCGGUAGUUGUAUACGAGAAUACCGAGAACAAGAUCCAUUCCUACGAAAACGUCACCGAUAAAUCACAAGUGGCCCCUAUGACGGAGAAGGAGAAGUUCAAAUUCGCGUACGAGAUCGCCAAAGGAAUGAGACAUCUUGAGCAAAAGAAGUGCGUUCAUCGUGACUUGGCUGCUCGGAACAUUCUUUUGAAUGCCGAUAACGUUGCCAUGGUAUCGGACUUCGGACUUUCACGUGAUGUGUACGAAAGCGGAGCGUAUGAUAACACGACAGGGGGCGUUCUCCCUGUUCGCUGGAUGGCUAUCGAAUCCCUGGAAGAUUACACCUACACCACGAAAUCAGACGUGUGGUCUUACGGUGUGUUGCUAUGGGAGAUGGAGAGCGGGGGACUCAUGCCGUAUGCGGGAAUGUCCGGCGUCGAGAUCUUGGAGAGGCUAAAGCAAGGAUACAGAUUAGAGAAACCUUCAUGCUGCUCACAGGAGCUGUACGCUAUUAUGUACGAAUGUUGGAAUCCUGAGCCGAAAAACAGACCCUCAUUCUUAGACAUCGUACAUCGACUAGAGGAGAUUCUGCGAGGGAAAGCGGGAUAUGAGGAGAUUCUUCCAGAAGAUGGCAAGGGAGAGACGCCUUACGAUGAAGUUCAUGUCGACGAACGUUUCCUCACAGAACAAGACACGUAAAAUACCAUUUGGACACUAUUCGCUAGUUACGGAGCAAGCAUAAGAUUUUAGAUACAGGCCCGUACCCAGGGGGAAGGGGGGGGGUGAAGGGGAAGGGGUGCGAACGCACCCCCCUCACAGCGGCCGAAAGUCCACAUUUGGUUCACAAUAGACAUGCUAUUUGUAGACAAAACUAUAAAGCAUAAGCUAGAUCACUCUGGUAUGUCACUAAUCCAAAUGUCAGACUUUAUUUGUAGCCAAAUCCGACAAUAAACGUCCCGUGGAGAUACUGCAAACAUAAAAAAUCCCUUUUUGUUCAGGUUUUUAUUUUUAGCAGAAAACUCACUCCCUUUCUCCCCCCCACCUCCCCCUAGAAAAAUUAGGUCAACUUUUUCGGAUUUCGCACCCCUCCAAGAAAAAUCCUGGGUACGGGCCUGAGAUGUAGCUUUGAACAGCUGUAAUGCUACCUUUUGACCCGCACUACCCCCAGUGAGGUAUUUUUAUAUUAUCUUUGUGCUGUUGUCGUUAUUAUAAUCAUUUAUCAAUGUUCUCCAUAUAUGUACAUUUGUAUUUAGUCCCCAUAUCCAUCAGUAUGGAGUACUGUAAGAGUUAGUAUAAUAACUUUAUAGGGCAUUGUUGUCAUUUUAAAGACUAAAAUGAAUAAAAUCAGUGGGCUAAAAUACAUUUGAGCCCGCUUUAAA